Messenger RNA from Biomphalaria glabrata, 2537 nucleotides. RefSeq lists its product as uncharacterized. Bases 776 to 1948 code for a protein of 390 amino acids. Gene Ontology annotation, molecular function: DNA binding. The record is from RefSeq and is a predicted model, not a curated record. NCBI's taxonomy places the organism in Eukaryota, Metazoa, Mollusca, Gastropoda, Planorbidae. The transcript has 2 exons. Gene Ontology annotation, cellular component: nucleus.
UGUCUACUUGUGUUUGUGCUGCUGGUGUUGAAAAGCCAUUCAUCUGUCAAAUAAAAUGCCUAUAAUUAUUAUCAGUGUUUUUUUUUUUAUAUAUAUAUAUAUACAUAUGGUACAUGUGUGUGUGUAUAUAUAUAUUUAUAUUUGGUUAUUUUUAUUUGUGUCUAUUGUUAUAUACUGGGUAUGGAUCAGUAGAGUAGAAUGUGAGGACUUUCUGUUUGUAGCAUAACUUGAAUUCAAAUGUUACCUAUAUUCUAUCUAUAUGGCUACCUACUUCAGGUUUUCUUUUUGGAAUGUGAUAAUGUAUGUUUUCUCUGGCAACCUAUAUAUAUAUAGUAUUUAUAUUACAAAAUCUGUAUAGUCUCUAUAUGGUGUUAGAAUGUUUCAAUUGUGUAACUAAAUUAGGGCUCGAUAGCUGAGUGGUUAAGCACUAGGCUUACGAACCUGUGGUUCUGUGUUUGAUGAUUGCAUAAUAUAUAGAACAAUUAAAAACAACACAAGAUACAGAAAUAGCAUCUUUCCACCCAGAAAAAUGUCAGUUGCUGGUACCGUGAAAUGGGGUGACUUUGCCUACUCUAUACCGGUACUUAAAAUGUGAAAAGUUUCUAUAAUGAUUUUCUAGAGUAGUUUCCCUUCUGUUUUUAUAUGUAUAUGAAAGAAUAUAGGUUAGUGCUUAGUAAACACACUUCCUUUUUCCUGUAGAAAGCUAAACAAGCCUUACACACGUUUUGAAACCAAAGGUUUUCAGGACCAACAUUUUCAGCUAUUUUUGAUAAUCAUGCCACGGAUAUAUAAGAGGAAGCUGGGCUCACGAAAAUAUAAGGACUAUGAGGAAGAAACAUUACUAAAAGCUAUAGAAGACUGUAAAAAACCAGGAAUGAGUAUUGCUGAAGUAGCAAAGAUAUAUAAAAUCCCUCAUAGAACUCUGAGAAAUAAAGUUGGUGGUCAGCAUAGUAAGUCUCAUGGUGGACAAUGCGCAUUGCCAAGUGUGCUAGAGGAUGUUCUUGUAAAACAUCUGUCAACUUGUGCUGACUAUGGGAUGCCUCUUGAAUGGAGAGAUAUCAAGAGCUUGGUGAAAGGCAUUCUUGAAAUGGAAAACAUUGUAAUUAAAAAAUUUACAGACAACACCCCAGGAGAUGAUUGGGUGAGAGGUUUUUUGUCGCGCCACGAAGACUUGAUAACUCAGAGAACUUGCCAAAAUAUCAAGCGUCAAAGAGCUGCAUUAAGCCACGAUGAUAUCAAUGUUUAUUUUGAACACCUGAGGAAGUCUCUAGAGGGUGUUAGUGCUGAAAACAUAUUAAACUACGAUGAAACAAAUUUGACAGAUGACCCAGGUCAGAAAAAGUGUAUCUUUAGAAGAGGGAUCAAGCAUCCAGAAAGAGCCAUAAAUUUUUCUAAGGGCAAUAUAACUGUUAUGUUUGCAGGAUCAGCAGCUGGAGAGUUUCUACCCCCAUAUGUCAUCUAUAAAUCUGAACAUCUGUGGCACUCAUGGUGUGAAGGCGGUCCACCUGGAACAAGAUACGGUCGAAGCAAAAGCGGCUGGAUGGACAGUGUCAAUUUCGAAGAAUGGUUUUUGACCAUUGCUGUACCAUGGGCCAGAAGAAAGCUGGGACGUAAAGUAGUGAUUGGAGAUAAUCUCAGCUCACAUAUCAGUCACUUGGUCUUGAAGAAAUGUGAAGAGCACAAUAUUGGUUUCAUCUUGCUUCCCCCAAAUUCAACUGACAAAUGCCAGCCCCUGGAUGUAUCAUUUUUCGCUCCUCUGAAAAGAGAAUGGCGAAGAUUGCUGGAAUCUCAUAAAGUGAAACAUCCUUCGUCUACUUCACUUGACAAGAAAAUUUUUCCUGCAAUGCUUGGCUCUCUCAUAGAUGGAAUGGGGAUGAGGUGUGCGCAAAACUUAAUGUCAGGAUUCAGAGCCUGUGGCAUUCAUCCACUUGAUCCACAUCAAGUGUAAAAAAAAAAUCCCUGCCGCAGAAGUCCUCACCGAACAAAGUGUUUCAGAAGUAGUUCUUAACUAUUUACAAAACAGUAAAUUUUCUCCUAAUGCCUAUAGAGGGAGAAGUACUGGUAACACAAGAAAAAAGUUACAUGUUCCACCAGGCAAAUCUAUAAGUGUGGAAGAACUUGAUGCAAAUUCAGAUACCGGUACCAGGAGGCAACAAUCUACACCAUCAGUUGAACCAGUAACACAAGUAGUGGUACCUGUAGAUGGCAUUCAAGGUACCAGUACUGGUACUGGCAAUGAUUCAUCACAUGCCAGUAGUGAAGAAAUCAUUACUGAUUCAGAUGAUGAGUGGCUACCUCCCAGGCAAAAAAAAAAGUGUUCGAAAAAUAUUUUCGAAGUUGAUUUUUCAUGUUAAAAAUAAAUUUUGGUAUUAAAUCAUUAAAAUUUCUGUUUUUUAUAUUUAAAUUGUUGUCAUAAUCAUAUAAAAUGUUUUUCUGUAUAAAUUGUUAUCUAUUGACUUUCUAAAAUACAUUUAUUAAGAAAAUAAAAUUGGAAGGCAAAGUCACCCCAUUUUACCAUUUUGGAAAAAAUGUCAUUC